AAAUUUUAUUUACAUUGUGAAGGCAAUAGAGAGGAGACUACAGAUUGUGAUAUGGGACCAUGUAUUAAUGUUGCACUUUCAAGCUCAAUGUCGGAUAGUUUCAUGGAGAAACCCAGAUUCAGUCUUGCUCAAAUGUUUUUAGUUGGAGGUCUUUCUUUCUUCCUAGGCGGUUCAGCGUCUAUUGCUCUGUAUUGUUACGUAAGUAGCUUCCGACGUGCAAUGCGCGAGGCGAAACAAAAUGAACGUAAGCAAAAGCUAGAAAGGAAAAUGAGUGAGCAGAGACUCUCAAAGCGUCAGUCGCAGGCGUCAAUAAGAACUGUUCCACACAUGUCAUCCCACACUAGAUUGGACGAUGGUUACACAAGUGGGCGGAGUAAAUUUUAUGACGUCGAUACAGUUAUUAGAGACUCCCCUAAUCGCAUGUCGAUGGGAGUUUCCCAUUCUACGCCGUCACAAAUGAGCUUAGAUAAUGUGUUUGGUGGGAGGAGCAAAGUUUAUGACGUAGAAAAUGUGAUGAAAGAUAAUCCUGAGCAAGAAGAAACAUAUUAUUCUACAAUUGAUAAGAAAUGUGCGUUAAAAACAUUUACUAUCAAGGACCUUUAAUUUUUGGUUAUUUAAAAACACUUUAUAUCAAAUCCUGCAAAGUUAAGUAUUACUUUGAUAAAACGCUCAGAUUUAUCGCUCAACUUUUACAGCAUUCUAAAAUAUUUUACACACGCUCUUGAACCAAUAGCCUUUGUAUUUAUAAUAUUCAAUUUUACUUAAUAUCAACAAUUUCCCGUUCUGGCUAUUUCUAUUUAUGCAAACAACCCUGUAAACCAUGAGUUAAAGAGGACUACGAUAUCGAAGAUAAAUACAUAUUUUAUUCAGAACAAAAACAAUACUAGGGAGUUUUGUAUUAUCAACCUUAGCCUUACUAUUUCCAAAGGUAUGUUUUGUUCAGUUAAUUAGCUUUCGGUCAAGCCUUGUAGGAGUACCUUUUUCUCGGAGCAUAUAAAAAUUUUGUCUUACGAAGGACCGAUGCGGUCGUAUUUGUCCCACAUGAGACAAAUGGGACCUCAAAUGUCUACCCCAAAAAUCACAUUUAAAUGUGACAAAUGUGCUCCGAUCAAGUUUUUGAAGGGACAACAAAGCAUAUUUGCCACUCGCUCGGGCGUCGAACUAUUCACGCCAGGAAGCCCGUCCAGUGUCCAAAUGCGAAAUACCUACCCGCGUGCACACGUAAUAGUUAUCGCUUGCGCAUGCAAUAGCUAUCCCUUUAGAAAGUAAUAGCUAUCGAGUGAGCACGUAAUAGUAUCGCGUGGCGACGUUAUAGCUAUAGCAUGCGCACGUAAUAAAUAAGAAAAUCAUUUGUCCACCUUAUGCCACCGUAAAAACAUGUACGACAUUUUUGUUGUUAGAAAAAUUUCUUAAAUCAUUUACAUGUAUUUAUAAAACUUUAAGCGUCGGGAAGAAACGUGUCACAAUUAAUAACGAUAAGAAUGAUCUCGCUGCAUGUAUUUUGCUCUGUAUACUGCACUGGUAGAAAUUUUCGUUCUGACAUGCAAAACAGGUAUAUUCUUUAAGUUAAUAUAUGACUCUUAUGCAAAGGCAGGAAGUUUUCGAUUGGCCAUAAGUGACCUAAAAACGGUAUUAUAAAUACAGGAAGCACAGAACAAUGGCUUGUAGCCGGUAAACGGACGGGCAUUUACCCCUUUUUUAGAAUUUUAUGGAAAAGUGUGAGACAAAUGUGCUUCAAGCGUCCUUUCUAUUGUCUGUCGAACACAUUUGUCUCAUUUUCAAUUUGUUGCAAAUAUGAAUGUUAACGAGCACAUCGGUCUCACUUUGUGAGAUAAAUGUGCUCUGAGACAAAUGUGCUCCUGAAGAAAAGAAAGUUGUGUUGUCAACAUGUAAUUAAAGCAUCUCAUGACAUUGUUUUAAAUAUUGAUGUGUCAUCGGUUAUUUCUUCAUAUAUCCUAUUUUUUUUUGCUAAUGAAUGGCAUUUAGACUGAUGUUUGCUAAGUGUAACGAUGAACAUCUCUAUUUAUAGAAUUACUCUGUUUAUACUGUCUGUAACGAAGAACAACUCUGUUUAUACUGUUUGUAACGAAGAACAACUCUGUUUAUACUGUUUGUAACGAUGGACCACUUAUGUUAUAAUUGUCAAAUAUUUCAUUUUAUUUCAUUAAUUUUUUUACAUGUGUUCUUUUUUAAUAGACUCUAUUUUAUUUAAUAAUUUAUAUAUAUUAAUUGAUUUAUUUAUGUCAUUUUAUUUAUUUGUUCAUUUAUUUAUUAGGACAACUGGUGUGAUUCUAUUAUAUUGUUACUUUGUUGCUAUAAAGUUGUACAGAUUUGUUUACAGUAUAUGACAAUGAGUAUGGGAAGGCGUGGCUGUCUAGUCUUUAAAAUGGCAUUAUAUUAUUUACAUGUAUAUAAGGGGUGGUGUAAUGUGUGUUUGUUUUAAUUCAGGACUAUGUUUUAUUUUUUAAAAGAGGGACGAGUAUAAAUUUUCAUAGUAAGAUAAAUUUAAAAUCGCAUAUAGGAUACUUAAAAGAGUUCGUGUGGAUUGUGAAAAUAUAAACUAAUGGGCGAUUCACAAAGGACACAAUUGAUUUAUUUCAAAGUAAAAUGCACCUUUUUUGUAAAUUAAGAUUCAGACAUAUUUUAUUUUGAUGUUGUCUACUGAGGGAUAUAGUUUAAGGAAAGGAAAGUGAAUAAGAAAUAAAUAAUUUAUUUAUCCUUGAAUGUUUGAAAUGUUUACUAAACUAAGUUUAUAAUCCAUUUUUAUAUUUUUCUUAUUUAAAAACUUCUGGCAACAUUUUAUAAAAUUUUAAGUAAUGAACUUGUACAUGUAUAUUCAAAAUAUAAAAAAACAGCCUAGUUGUUUUGUUAUCAUGAUGUAAUAUUUGUAAAUUUUGUUUAUUUAUGUAUACAUUUUACAAUGUAAAUAAAAUGCACUCGCAAA
Ruditapes philippinarum (Manila clam) is the source of this 2944-nucleotide messenger RNA. RefSeq lists its product as uncharacterized. NCBI's taxonomy places the organism in Eukaryota, Metazoa, Mollusca, Bivalvia, Venerida, Veneridae. The coding region runs from base 52 to 603 and encodes 183 amino acids. The record is from RefSeq and is a predicted model, not a curated record. The transcript has 2 exons.